CUUUAACCAGCGGCAGCUCCCUCUCAGGGAGCCAGAGGGACCCACUGUCCACCCUGCGCUCUGUGGAUGACCACCACACAAAGUUGACAUUUCUUUCAUUUUCUUUCUCUUCACGUUUUAUCUCGAGUUUUCAUCCAUCUGUCCAAACUUAAACUCUGGUGGGAAACCAUUUGGGACUGCUGCGUUCAAGCCUUCAAAACUCAUUGUCAUCAUGGGGAUCAAAGCUGCACUUCCUAAGUACGAGAUCUACUUCUACAACACCGUGCUGUGUCUGGCCAUGUUCUGGGCAGCCAGCUGGAUCUCUGAAGUGUCGAGCUCCAAUGUAAACAGAAAGACAUUUAAAGCCAGUGUGAAACCAGGAUACUUUGGGAGAAAAAUGGACACUGCAGAUUUUGAGUGGAUGAUGUGGUUUUCCACCUUCAGAGAGCACAUCCUGUUCGCCCUCUCUGGUCACGUGCUCUUUGCAAAGAUCUGCUCUAUGCUGGCUCCUCAGUUCAGGUCCUUGGUUUACAUGGUGUAUGGUCUGCUGGCAGUAUGGACUAGCAUGGGUUGGACCUAUGUCUCCCUCAUGCUGUCCCACUGCAUCCUGCUCUACAGCAUCUCCUUAGUGAAAAUCCGCUGGCUCUGCUUCGUCGCUGGUCUCUGCACCCUCGCCACGUUCAAGUGCGAACCUUUUGUGUCCUGGCAGGCAGGUUUUGUGGAAGGAGACUUUGAGCUGCGGCAUGUCCUCUUCUAUGGAGGCUGUGGGUUCACGAUCAUGCGCUGCUUGAGUUUUGCUUUGGAAAACUGUGAACGGAAAGAUGGGAACUACAGCAUCCUGGAGCUGCUCAAGUACAACUUUUACCUCCCUUUCUUCUACUUUGGACCCAUCAUGACAUUUGAUAAAUUUUAUGUGCAAGCCAAUAAGUCUGACCUGACCAGAAAAGAAAGGGAAAUGUGGAACAUCAGCCUGCAGGGUUUGAUCCAUUUGGGAGUCAUUAUUGUAGUGGAUGUCCUCUUCCACUUCAUGUACAUCCUCACCAUCCCCACUGACAUAAAGCUCCUGAAACACCUCUCUGACUGGGCUUUGGUGGGUCUGGCUUACGUCAACCUCGUCUACGAUUGGAUAAAAGCAGCUGUCAUGUUCGGAGUCAUCAACACAGUGUCCACACUGGAUCACCUGGACCCACCAAAACCACCAAAGUGCAUCACUAUGCUCUAUGUGUUCUCUGAAACGCAUUUUGACAGAGGAAUUAAUGACUGGUUGUGCAAGUAUGUUUAUAAUUACCUUGGUGGAAAGCAUGAGAAUGUGGUGGAGGAGCUGGUGGCUACGCUUUGCACCUAUGGCGUCACCAUCCUCUGGUUGGGCCCCUGUGAGGUCGUCCUGUUCUGGGCUUUCUUCAACUGUUUUGGUCUCAACUUUGAGCUGUGGACCGCUAAGGUCUUCUCCAUGGAGCCAUUUGCAUCCUUUGAGGCUGCUAUGUCAGAAGCAAUGUCCCGCCGCAUCAGAGCAAUCUUCAAUACGUUCAACUUUUGGUGCAUUGUGCUGUACAACCUUAUGGCUCUGAACAGUUUGGAUUUUGUCAAGUUGGUCACCAAGCGACUGCUUCUGAAAGGCUUUCCUAUAACUACCGUCAUUGUCAUGUUUGUGACCUACUGUCUAAUUCAAGUGAUCAAGGAGCGAGAGAGAAGACAGGCCCUCAUCGAUGACCCUGAUCCACUUCCUCCUGACCCCCCUCUUAAUGCUGCCACCCCCACCUGUCCUCCCACUGCUGCUCCACAGGCAGUGGCUGAUUCCAGCAAAGAAAAAGCAGAGUAGAAAUUUGGCAUUCAGCUAAAAGGUUCAGAGACUAACAGACCAUCUAGUCGAGAAUAUUGGAAGCUUCAUUAUGUCCUAAUUAGCUUUUGUAAAAUGAAUCUUUAAUGAUUCUAGGAAGUCACAGGCUGUAAAUAAGAUUGAGUAUUUAUAUGGCAGGGGUUAUUAAUAGUUAGUGGAAAACAUUAGGUCAUAUUUAUUGUAACAUAUUGUACAGGCCUGGAGUUAUAAAAAUUUACUGACUAACAAAGCACUGACUUCCCUGACACUGAUAAUUACUACUUUACUGUAUGAAAAAAGUGAUAUGUGACUGUAUGUCUACAUGAAAAGAUUUUUCUUGUAAUGAGUACCAGUUAAUAAAACUCUUUUUAAUCCCA
Messenger RNA from Xiphophorus maculatus (southern platyfish), 2172 nucleotides. It is a transcript of the gene hhatlb, whose product is annotated as hedgehog acyltransferase like. The transcript is spliced from 12 exons. Lineage: Eukaryota; Metazoa; Chordata; Actinopteri; Cyprinodontiformes; Poeciliidae. The record is from RefSeq and is a predicted model, not a curated record. Gene Ontology annotation, biological process: negative regulation of N-terminal protein palmitoylation. Gene Ontology annotation, molecular function: acyltransferase activity. Gene Ontology annotation, cellular component: endoplasmic reticulum. Bases 212 to 1798 code for a protein of 528 amino acids.